AUGCGCCCGUCCCCGCCGACAGCGCCAAGUCCAGGUCGCGACCUCUCCGUCUCCACCCCCGACUGUCUGGCCGCACCACCCCCGGAACAUGGCGUCGCGGUGAAUGACCGGCUUCAAGGCACCGCAGCGGGAACACCACACUGGAAAGAGGCAAAGAGGAGGAGCGAACAGGCGCAUGUGCCAUUCCAGCGGCCUGCAACAACACGACGUCAACCCAGCACCUCGGCGCCCACCGACCCCCCAACCGCCAUGGCCUUGUCCAACGAGAAAACAUGCCCCACUGCUGCCGGGCCGCCCGCAAAGGACAUCACGUCAGACAGCAUGGUGGAGGGGCAGAACGGCAGGUGGAGGUUGCGCCUGCGCAACCCCUGGGCAUGCUCGCCAUACACACUGCUCACCACAUUACUGGGCCUCGCCGCCCUCUUCCUCAUGGUACAGUCAUUCCUGACGCGCCAGCUCGACACCAAAGGCUGCGAGAUGUCGUACAUGCGUCCCAUCUUCCACAAGUUUGACGACUUCGAUACCGAGCACACCCGCUUUGCCAGCAAAUACUCGUUGUACCUCUACCGCGAGGGCGGCAUAGACGACGACAGCAGGGUCAAAGGAGUGCCCGUCCUCUUCAUCCCCGGAAACGCGGGCAGCUACAAGCAAGUGCGACCACUGGGAGCUGAAGCAGCAUACCACUACCACAACGCUCUGAGGCACGACGUGGCCGCCAGCAGAGCAGGAAAGAAGCCGCUGGACUUCUUCACCGUCGACUUCAACGAAGACUUUACAGCAUUCCACGGCCAGACACUGCUGGAUCAGGCCGAAUAUCUCAACGACGCCAUCACAUUCAUCCUAUCCCUAUACCACACUCCAGGGCGCUCGGCUCGCGACUCAAAUCUGCCGGACCCCACGUCGGUUGUCAUUCUGGGACACUCCAUGGGAGGCAUGGUAGCUCGGACCAUGCUCACAAUGCCCAACUACCAGUCCAACUCCAUCAACACCAUUGUCACGCUUGCAGCACCGCACGCCAGGCCACCCGUGUCUUUUGACGGAGACAUUGUCCGGCUCUACAAGGGCGUCAACGACUACUGGCGACACGCCUACUCCCAAAAGUGGGCCAUCGACAAUCCGCUAUGGCACGUCACCCUGAUAUCCAUUGCCGGUGGUGGUCUCGAUACGGUGGUAUCCUCAGACUAUGCCAGUAUCGCAUCUUUGGUACCCGAGACCCACGGCUUCACCGUCUUCACGUCUUCCAUGCCCAAUGUCUGGACAGGGAUGGAUCAUUUGGCCAUCACAUGGUGCGACCAGGAAAGGAAGAGCGUUGUGCGUGCUCUGUACGACGUCAUUGACGCAUCGCGAGCGACGCAGACGGUGCCCCGCGCCGAACGCAUGCGAGGGUUUAAGAAACAGUUCCUCACAGGACUGGAAGACACCGUUGAAAAGACGUUGCCGCACAAGCAAGCGAAAACGCUUCUUACUCUGGAACAGGACAGUGCGGUCAUCUCGCAGGGCGAAAAGCUGGUUCUGCGAAGCCUCGGAAAGUCACAACAAAAACCAAAGGCUUAUCUGCUACCUGUGCCCCCUCAAGACGAGCACCAGGAGAAGAAAUUCACACUCUUGACCAAUGAGAAGCUGGAUGCCCUGGGCGAGAAUGGCAAGCUCGAAGUCUUGUUCUGCAGUGUGUACCCAUAUCAGACGGGGUUAUCAGCGACGCUCUUCUCCAUGAAUAUGGAUCUCUCUGGCGACAACUCUGGCGCUACUCGGCUCGCAUGCAAGAACGCAGCAUCGGACGUCGUUGCUCUCCCAGAGUCCACCCGCGAGUCCACCUUCUCCUUCAGGACCGACCAACGGCCCUUUUCGUAUCUGCAGUACGACCUCAAAGACCUGUCAGAUCAGCAGUUCGUUGCUGUUGUCGACAAAUCCGGCGAACGCAGCACUGGUUGGGUAGUUGCUGAGUUCAGCAAUGCGUCCGAUUCGGUCUACAGAGUAGACAUGGGCUUGCAACGCCUUCUGACGACUGGCCUGAACCUUCGAUUGUCGAACCGCCGCCCUUUGGCUAUGGACAUCAAGGUGCCAGCUUUGCAUUCGGCCUUGCUGGCAUACAACAUACAUGUUGGCAAGCAAUCAUGCGACCGUGGAGAAUUGUUUGCACCUCUGCUGCGACAGUACAUUACGGACGUGCAUGAGAGCAAGUUCUUCGUCAAUGUCAAAGACGCCACACUCAACUUGCAUGGCGUCUCACCAUACAUGCCGCCCACCCUCUUUCACAAGCAGACAUCAAGUGGUCUGUCUCUGCAGAUCUGGUCGGACCCAACCUGCGACAGCACCGUGGAAGUGAAUCUGAGAGUCGAUGUCCUAGGAAGCUUGGGCAAGUUGUGGAUGCGUUACCGAAUCGUCUUUGCAGCGUUCCCACUGUUCAUCGUCGCAUUGGUCAUACGCCAGCAGUUCAGAGUCUAUGAUGAGACAGGCAUCUUCAUGAGCUUCGCCAACGGCUUCAAUGAGUGUCUGCGUACAUCUCUGCCCCUCGUCUUGGCAGCGUUGACCUUUCUGUCAGUUGCCCUGGCCGGUGCUCGCAAGGAGACGUUCAAGCACUGGCCGCUCAACGCCGUAUCCAGCAACACCACUGCACUUCUGGAUGACGCUAACCACGAACUUCUUCUGGGAUCGGAUGACAACUUUUUCUGGUUUCUUGUACCGCUAUUUGGUCUUAUGUGCAUUGGGAUAUGCGUCGUUCUUAACUACGUUGCUCUGUUGCUCACCUACAUCCUCGCGACAGUGUACGCCUUGGUCAGCUCUGCAGCCCUCAGGAACGAGGAAGGGCAAAGGACUCCGAAGGCAUUUGCCGUCACCUCGACUCGACAGCGAACCAUCACAACUCUGAUCCUGUUGUCGCUUAUAUCUACUGUCGUGCCAUACCACUUUGCCUACAUGGUGCUCUGUCUCGUCCAGCUGGCCACCUGUAUCCGCGGUUUAAGAUUGGCGAAGGAGACACGUCUCGAUACGAACUACAACUUCUACAACUAUGCCCAUUCCAUACUGAUCUUGAUGAUCUGGAUCCUGCCAAUCAACCUGCCGGUUCUCGUAGUCUGGGUACGAAACCUCGCUGUCCAUUGGUGGACGCCAUUCUCAUCGCAUCACAACAUCUUAUCCAUCAUGCCCUUCAUCUUCCUAGUCGAAACCCUCAGCACUGGCCGCAUGAUUCCCCGCGUCCAGUCUCGAUACUCCUUCCUCACCAACAUCUUCCUCUUCUCCAUUGCCGCAUACGCUGCCGUCUAUGGGGUUACCUACGCGUAUGUGCUUCACCACCUCGCAAAUAUUCUCUGCGCUUGGCUUGUCGCUAUACACUUCGAUGCGUCCAACAUCACUGCAAAGAGGAUUGGCGGCAUGUUCGAGACAACGACCUCAAAAACAGACACAAAGAAACGACCCUGA
This is a messenger RNA of Ascochyta rabiei, 3420 nucleotides long. Its product is annotated as GPI inositol deacylase. Gene Ontology annotation, biological process: endoplasmic reticulum to Golgi vesicle-mediated transport; GPI anchor metabolic process. Gene Ontology annotation, molecular function: phosphatidylinositol deacylase activity. The transcript is spliced from 2 exons. Gene Ontology annotation, cellular component: endoplasmic reticulum. Lineage: Eukaryota; Fungi; Ascomycota; Dothideomycetes; Pleosporales; Didymellaceae. Bases 1 to 3420 code for a protein of 1139 amino acids. The record is from RefSeq and is a predicted model, not a curated record.